ACGCCAUUCAUAACUCACCGGCUUUGAUAUAUUUCCUUCGUUUGUUUUGACAAAGCAGCAAACACAGUAAUUUGUUGUUUUUUUAUUUGCAAUGUUAAGAUUUAUUUACCAAUUUCAUAUAAAUACAGCACGUUUUGUAGUACAUUAAUAUGGCUUUGAUGACUCUAACCGAAGAGUGGAUUCGGAAAAAAUUGCGCCUAAAACAUCCACGCCUUGGAGAUGUCCGUUCACUGCGUUUGCCUGGGUCAUACAAACUGAAAAUCAGAUCUCUGGGAAAAGCACUGAGUAACUUUGAACGACUAAAAACUCUGGAUCUGUCACAUAACGCCCUUACCUCUAUUGAAGGUCUGAAACACCUGAAAAAUUUGCAGAGCCUAAAUCUGUACUACAACUGCAUACCUUCGCUGGAAGAGGUAAAAGUUCUCUUUGAGUUGCCGGUUUUAAGAGUGCUUGAUUUGAGGCUCAAUCCCGUGGCCAAUGAGCACCGAUACCAUCCUAUUUUGGUGCACGCCAUAACCAGCUUACGCAUGUUAGACGCUUGUGUAGUCACACACACUGAGCGGAGGGCUGUCAGAUUGCUAUUAUCUCAUGAUCCUUAUCCUCGGCGAAAGAGAUCUUUUGUCAACCAGAAAAGUCGUGAUAGGACAAUGGCCUUCGUGGAGCGUCGCAGUCAGAGGCUUGCCAACCUGACGGACGAAGAUGAUAUGGUGUUACCCUCACCUCCACGGCAGCCAAGUCCAAAAGAAGUUCCAAGUGUGUUGAAUGACUGCGGGUCGUCUGUUCCCCAUCGUCUUGACAGAAACCAGAUUAUACAUCCUCCAAAAGUGUCCUCCUCCAGCUUGAACUUGACAGGAGAUGAUGGUAGUUACAGGGAGCCCUUGGAGAACCUGCUGGACGUCAUGGUCAAACACUGGGUGGGACAGAAAUCUCUGCAAAUUGACAGCAACUUCCUGAUUCAUAUUGUACAGAUCUUCUCCAUGAUGGAAAACCAUAUCUGCAAGCGGGACAGUCAGGUUAAGGCCUUAAGAAACGAAGUCGACACGCUGUGUUUUUGUGCCGCCACUCAAGAGACCGAACACAAAUCUGACACGUGCAGGUUGAACUCUCAACUGGACGAGCUCAACCAACAGCUGUGGUCGGUCUUGGAGAGCAACAGCGACCUCCAAAAAGAGCUGAUCAAGGUAGAGCGUGAAUAUCUCCAGUAUCUGACCGAGCACCCGCCAGACUGUCAGAUAGAAGUGGAAGAGCUGAAGAAAGAGCUGGAAGAGCUGAGGGGAAAAAUGCACUCUUCAGGUCUGCCUGGAAGUGAGCAGGAAUGUGAUUAAGGAGAUUUCUGCAGGGAUGAAGCGUCACUUUGAACUCUGCACGCUUUGUUUGACUUUUCUUUUCGUUAUUUUUACCUCAUUUUACCUUUUCCCUCUCCACUGCAUUUGUGUUGAGCUCCUUCAAUGGCUGAGCUGUUUAUUAUUUAAAAAGAGUAGAAGGCAGCUUUUAUUUGAUGUUGACAAUAACUAGUAGGGGUCAUUUAUUAAAGGAAGUUUGUGUAUAAGUGUG
Messenger RNA from Nerophis lumbriciformis (worm pipefish), 1554 nucleotides. RefSeq names its product centrosomal protein 72 (gene cep72). NCBI's taxonomy places the organism in Eukaryota, Metazoa, Chordata, Actinopteri, Syngnathiformes, Syngnathidae. Gene Ontology annotation, molecular function: protein binding. The record is from RefSeq and is a predicted model, not a curated record.